AUGGCCUAUCCGGGAGAUAGGGAGGAUAACAGCACAUCGCCUCUCCUGGAUGAUCCCGAGAGACGGUCCGGGGAUAUUUGGGAUGAUGCUGCUGCCGUGGCCAAACAGGCAGAGAAAGAAGAGGAGGCUAAAAGCAGCUGGUACUUGUUCCUAUUAGCUCUCAGCAUCGGGGGGCUGCAGAUUGUAUGGUCAGUUGAGUUAUCAAAUGGAUCCCCAUAUUUACUCUCACUUGGAAUGAGCAAGUCAUUACUUGCAUUUGUAUGGAUUGCAGGACCCUUGACUGGGACUUUGGUGCAGCCAUACGUUGGAAUCAGAAGUGAUAACUGCCGCGUUAGCUGGGGAAAACGAAAACCCUUUAUGAUCGGAGGGGGCAUUGCUACUGUUUUCUCUUUGCUGGCACUGGCAUGGGUAAGGGAGAUAGUGGGAGGAAUCCUAUCACUACUUGGAGCACCUCCUGAAUCGUCCGGGGUCAAAGUAACUAUCAUCGUGGUGGCGACUUUACUGAUGUACUGCCUUGAUUUUGCUAUCAAUACGGUUGAUAAUGCCCCUGCACAUCAGCAAGAAGCUGCAAAUGCAUGGGCAAGCAGGCUGACAGGCAUUGGAAAUAUUGUGGGCUACAUAUCAGGCUAUCUGAAACUCCCCGAGAUAUUUCCUUUCUUCGGAGAUACUCAGUUCAAAGUCCUUUGCGUGAUUGCAUCCUUGUGCCUGGGGCUUACACUCCUGGCCAGCUGUUCAUACAUCACCGAGCGUGACCCACGGUUAGAAGGGCCCCCGACAUCAGAGAACCCAGGCGUCCUUGCAUUUUUCGUGCAGGUGUUCAAGUCAAUACGAAGGCUACCUCCCCGGAUUCGAAAGGUCUGCGAGGUCCAGCUCUGUGCAUGGGUUGGCUGGUUCCCAUUCCUGUUCUAUUCAACUACCUAUAUCGGACAGCUCUAUGUCAAUCCCAUAUUUGACCAGCACCCUCACCUGUCCAAGGAGGAGAUGGAUGCUGUCUGGGAAAAAGCAACUAGAAUAGGUACUUUCGCCCUUUUGAUAUACGCCAUCACCUCGUUUGUAGGAAGCAUUGUCCUGCCCCUGGUGAUUGUGCCGGGUUAUCGACCACCGGUUGCAUCAGAAGCGAGCUCUCCGCCCCAGAACCGGCCAUAUUUGAGCAAUCGACCGUCGACAUCGACGCUUUCUUUCACCGCGUCAGCUGGUUCUGCUAUCGAACCGGCCGUUAUCGAGCCAAUCCAUGAUCCCAGCAGGUCGGAUGAACGAGGAGGGGGGAGGUGGUCAUCCAUCCUCUCCAAACUGCAGGUUCCCGGUCUCACUCUGCGCAAGCUCUGGCUCAUCUCGCAUAUUCUCUUCGCACUGUGCAUGUUUAGCACGAUCUUCGUGUCGUCGCCGGCAGCUGGAACAGUGGUGAUCGCAACCGUUGGCCUAUCCUGGGCACUCACUCUCUGGGCCCCCUUCGCACUUAUCUCUGCGGAGGUAGCACAGCGUGAUGCAGCACACAGACGGCAAAGACGUUCGCUCCGGCCUCGGACAGCUUCAGAUCCUUCUCCCAUUGGCCCUCGUCCACGCCCUUUGCAAUCUCAUGUUGGAGCCCAUGAAAGAGACGUCGAGGAAGAGUCUAGUGCUAGCGUGGUUGACCAUGAUGCAGGAGAUAAAGAUGAAACAGUCGACCAGGCGGGGAUUAUCCUGGGAAUCCAUAAUGUCUCGAUUUCGUGUCCGCAGAUCGUAUCGACCCUGAUCAGCAGUGUUAUUUUCAAGGCCCUCCAGAAACCGCGGGGAGCAGCCUGGGAUGACAGUGUUGGAUGGGUGCUUCGGUUCGGGGGUUGCGCUGCCCUGGGAGCGGCAUGGUUCACUAGCACGAUGGGUGACGGGCCUUCCCAGAGCACUGAAGACGAGGCCGUCUAG
Trichophyton benhamiae CBS 112371 is the source of this 1899-nucleotide messenger RNA. RefSeq names its product sucrose transporter, putative. NCBI's taxonomy places the organism in Eukaryota, Fungi, Ascomycota, Eurotiomycetes, Onygenales, Arthrodermataceae. The transcript is spliced from 4 exons. Gene Ontology annotation, molecular function: sucrose:proton symporter activity. The record is from RefSeq and is a predicted model, not a curated record. Gene Ontology annotation, cellular component: membrane. The coding region runs from base 1 to 1899 and encodes 632 amino acids.